This is a messenger RNA of Paramuricea clavata, 4440 nucleotides long. NCBI's taxonomy places the organism in Eukaryota, Metazoa, Cnidaria, Anthozoa, Malacalcyonacea, Plexauridae. The record is from the annotation of a GenBank genome assembly.
GGUUAACGCCGAGUCGGCGUCUUGUUUUAUUAGGGAUAUGUUCUGUGCAGGUCGUGUGGCUGAAGAAGAUCUCAAGAGAACUAUGAAAGCAUGUGGUGGUUCUAUUCAAACAUCAGCCAAUAGUUUGACACCUGACGUCUUGGGAACCUGCGAGCUGUUUGAGGAAGUACAGGUUGGAGGGGAAAGGUAGGAUUCUUGUUGCUAGAAUUAUAAGAACAAACGCGUUUCAUUGCACGUUCAGCAAAAUGGUAAUUUUCAAUAUAAAUUGUAAUACACUUCCCCCAUUUACUGUAAUUACAGCUCCAACGCUAAGCAUGCAGUCACCGCGAAGGCCAUUAGGAGGCAAUAUUUUUCAAUUUCGCGUAUUUGUAGUGAAAAGUGUUCAAAGAUUACAUUGUUUUAACUCGACGUCGCCAUCGGGAUUGUACUAAUCGGAUAGCAGUUGAAAGGCUAUAGGCCUUUUCGUCUUCGGCGAUCUUUAAUUUUGUAUGGUGGUCGGUCAGGAUGAGUCCAAGGUUAUUCAUUCUCUCAGUUAAAUCGGUAUUUUCACAUUUCAAACGCUUAUUUUCAUUUUUUCACAUUUCAGUUUUUAAUCUUCAAAUUUGCAUUGUAAAGGUAUAGUUGCAAUCAGGGUGCGAUAAUUCAAGAUUUUUAGUCGUACCUGACUGGUACGCCAAUGGCUGUCGCCGCGCGCUAGUACAAGCUCGGUACCCAAUGUGUACUUAGUCAUUAAAAUAAGGUUCAUAAAGUACAGAUUUCUGAAAAGUAUGUUAAGACUAUGAGGUAGAAAAAGAAGCACAAUUGCAUAUACAAACAAUCGAUUCCAACAUUUCUUAGUGCCAUCAGUCCAAUCAUGUUUCAUGCAAAGACAUCUCAAACACAUGAUAUACCAACUAAAUUACGGUAUUGAAUACCUUGGGUUUGAAAAAGUCAUGUGGUACCAGCAAAAAGUAAGUACGCAGAUAGCUAGAGUUGUACGUUGCUGAAAACAAAGAAGUACCAGAUCGUAAAUUUGGCGUACCUCCGGUACGUAAGUACGCGAAUUAUCGCACCCUGGGCAGUCUAAUGUCGUGAAUGGCAUUCUGAAGGAAUAGGGGUGCUUAUAGUUUGAGUAUAGUUCAUUAAGAUAUCAUUAAUAAUUCAUAAACCUGGUGGCAAAUCAUGUCAGCCAUAACAUGUCACGUGGAGUAACUUUAUAUCUGAUAAAACUCAUCCUAAUUAAUAUGAUUAUAUAAUGGUUCAUCCCAAUUAGUAUUCUUUUGUAGUCGUAUUUUAAGCCAUUUAAAGCACUUGUAGUCGUGUUUUAUCAGAUAUAAAACGCUCGGCUGUGCGCCUCGCGUUUUAUAUCUGAUAAAACACUCCUACGCGUGCUUUUAAUAGUACUUCAGCGAAGAUUGAUUUUCGUCUUUGUUGUCGUUUUGAUCAUCGUCCUUACUGUCGUCCUGUCAUUCGUCUUGGGCCAACUCCAUAUUUCCUUUGGCUUUAUUUUGUUGUUCGUCGUCGUUCGCCGUUUCAGGCUCUACAAUUUCUAAACUCGACAGAAGUCGAUUGACCAAGACUUGUUUUAUACCUUUCGUAUCAAGGUGUCUUUUUGUUAGUUCAGCUUGAAGCUCUGAAACUUUCAUUUUAUUAAUCAUCAACAUCGUUGGAUUAUCGCUCAUGAAAUACAGUAUAUAGGUAGCUAAGUCGCAAUUUUUGUGAGUUGACUUUGUGACUUGCCUUGGACUCGAACAAAAUGACUGGUGACUUGACUUGGACUUGCAAAAUAAGACCUGUUAACAACCCUGUAAUAUUGUUGAGGUAUAUUGAUUUGCUAUUAUAUCAAAUAUUAAAAUUUUGCAUGCAAGCGAAAUAGUUGCAAUGCAGUGUAUUGUACUGUACAACUUUUCCCUUUUUUGAGUGCUAUAAAAUAAUAAUUAUAUCCGAUUAUGUCCAACCAAAACAUGGGUUGGUCUGACAUUUGUCAGACAACUUGAAUGAACGUUCUUGCAAUAUUUUAUUCAUAUCACAUUGAGUCUUUUACACUGCUGUCAAACUAUAUAAGUUGCUGUUACCAUUAGCUGAGUGCAAAUUCCUCUAGAAUUUUUUCGCAGUUGCUGGCCAGCACCCCGAAAUAUUAGCUGUUAUUUUCAACUUUGGAAUUCGGUGGCGAUUUUUAUACGGAAGGAACUAAGGAAUUUUAUUUCUACGCAGAUAUAACAUGUUCAAAGGUUGCCCCCAGGCACGAACAUGUACGAUCAUUAUGCGAGGUGGUGCCGAACAGUUUAUGGACGAGACGGAACGAUCUCUUCACGACGCGAUCAUGAUCGUACGACGAGCGAUCAAAAACGAUGCCGUGGUCGCAGGUGGUGGCGCGAUUGAGCUGGAGUUAAGUAAAUUCCUGAGGGAAUAUUCCCGUGGCAUAGCUGGCAAAGAACAGCUGUUGAUAGCUGCCAUGGCUAAAGCGUUAGAAGUGAUACCACGACAGCUUUGUGAUAAUGCUGGAUUUGAUGCGACGAAUAUAUUGAAUAAACUGCGUCAGAAACAUGCUCAAGGUAAGAGUUGUCGAAGCAAACUAAUGUGUGAUAAGAUAAAGUAUCAGUGGGGUAGAUGUAUGUAAGAAACUCUUUAAAAUUGAGGGAGGUGGGAGGUCAAAACGAAAGAGGUUUUUGACAGUCCCGUUGGCAAGCACAGAAAACAGGAGUUGCGAAGUUUGGAACGGUGCGUGGGGGAAAUUUUGAAAUCUGGAGUCCCUGUAAACCAUAUCCUGCAUUUUGAUGCGUCUGAUUUGUCCCGAGAACGUCUGAUUUGUCCCGAGAACGAUCUAGAUAUAAGGUGCAAAUUUGCAAUUGCUCCCUAAUUUUACGUUUGCUGGAAUUACUUAAGAUUGAAAGUUUUUUGGGCGCGUACUGGUGCGAAACGCUACCUACUGUACUCUCCUGUAAAAUAUCAUAUCCAUCCAUCGCUAGCUCUAGUAUACUCUAUCAAAAGUUUAUUUGUUAAGAGGAAUUGUGUUGUAAUUUUGUCUAUCGAUGAAAUAUUUCAUACCGUGUUCCUGUUUCUCACACCUACAUGCAUGGAGCUAUACUUUUAUCAGAGGAAGUUUAGAAGUGUUUACAUGUAUUUACUUAUUGCAUGAUUUUGGCGAGAGUUUAUCAGAGGGUUAAAGUUCGGAUACCAAUACGAAAACCAAUACAUUUUCUGAAGGCAAUGAUACCUCGUUCAUACGUAAGAACGGACAGUCGUAUUCCCACGUGAAACAUAGUUUGUCAAGGUUUGACAGGUUUCGUCCAGCGAAUCACGUGGAACCAGCUUCACACUGAUUGGCUGAUUACGUUGAAAUCCUGAAAUGCUCGUACAAACAUUAAAGUUUCACUUGGGAGUAAAACUAUUAAAGUUUCACUUGAGAGUAAAGCUGUUCAUCCUUGGAUGCAAACAACGAAAUCAUGCAUGUAUAGUUACUACAGGUAUAUAGUACUUUAUAUCAAGAAUUAUAAGAUACCAUAAAUUACUCACCAGCUUAUUCAGCUUCCCAAAUCGACCCAAUUCACCAAGUGACUUUGGAACUCAAAACACACUUCGUAACACACAAUCUAUGUUAGUAUCAUUUAAAUGAAUAUAACGGUUAGCAUUGGUAUUCGAGUGGAGGUCAGCCUCAUGGUCCCUUUUAACUUUGGAUUGUGAUAUCGCACUAAUCUGAAAUAUUAUUCACUCUUUUUUUUUGCCUGAAAGGUGGUAUGUGGUAUGGUGUUGACGUCACACACGAAGAUAUUGCUGAUAACUACGAAGCUUGUGUAUGGGAGCCUGCGAUCGUACGAAUAAACGCCUUGACAGCGGCAACAGAGGCAGCAUGCCUUAUUCUUUCUAUCGACGAAACCGUUAAAAACCCCAAGGCCAACCGAGAGGAUCCUUCGGCAUUGCCCGGGCAGGGAAAGAGACGUUAAGCAGGGAAAGAGAUGUCGUGUUAAAAGUGGUUGAUUUCGAUCAAGCUUCGCAUGUCAUGGCAUGAAACAUAGUUAAUAGAAAAUAAACAUGCUUUGGAGAGUACAGUGUCCAUAUAUUUCUGACAUGACUAAAGACUGAUGUGCAUACAGAGUACACGUGCAAACGAACAGAUUAUUUCACAUCGUCGACAGUUUAUUGCCAUCAGUGUUCCAGACAUUGAAUAACCAUGCUCGAGCGUAAUGCUUAAAUAUUAAUUGACCUAUACGACCAAUUAUUUGUGGAAUGUGGACCUCCAUACCGUGUUCAAAAUGGGUUGCAGUUCCGUUGUGAAAACCAUUGAAGUUCACCGGCCUUCCUAACCAUAUUUAUUUUCUAUUAACUAUUCCUAAAGCAUGCUACCAUUGCCCAAGAGUUGCUACAAACGUUCCUCCUUGUUUUUGCCAUAAGAGUGAUAUACGGAUUGAAAGAUUUAUGUAAUGCUUUAAAGAUCGAAUACUAAUAAAAAAAUAUGACUAA